AUAUGUAAAACCAUGCGCUCCGGUAUCUUGGUAUUUCAUAGUAAAUUCGCCACCGAGUCGGACUAUCCGUGAAAGUCAUCAUUACAUAUCUCCGUGUUUUUUGUUAAGCUCAUUUCGUGAAGAUAUAGGCGCGAUACCACCCACGAAUACUCGCCGAUCAAAUCCAGGACGUGUUGCAAAUGAAAUCGAUGGCAGAAAAGACCAUGAUGGAAAACCUGUUAACCCAAAAGACACAAAACUCGCAGUCUAAGUAUAAGUGGAAUAUUGUGUGGAGAAACGUGAUAUCUCUUACAUAUCUUCAUAUCGCUGGAUUUUAUGGAUUGUAUAUUGCAUUCACAGAUGCUAAAUUUUACACGUUUCUUUGGAAUUUAACAGUCGCUGUUUUUGCGGCUCUAGGUAUCACAGCAGGUGCUCACAGAUUAUGGGCUCAUCGAUGUUAUAAAGCAAAAUUGCCGAUGAGAGUUAUUCUUAUGAUUUUAGAGACCACAGCUUUUCAAAAUCACAUUUACGAAUGGGUAAGAGAUCACAGAGUACACCAUAAAUUCGUGGACACGGAUGCGGAUCCGUAUAAUGCAAAGAGAGGUUUCUUUUUCUCGCAUGUAGGCUGGCUUAUGGUCCGCAAGCAUCCGGACGUUAUUAGUAAGGGAGCGACGGUCGAUAUGAGCGACCUCGACAAGGAUCCUGUCGUUACCUGGCAACGCAAAUACUACUCUGUUCUGAUGCCCCUCUUCUGCUUUGUGCUUCCCAUGUGGGUAUCCAUUUACUUUUGGGACGAGAAACCUAUAUACGCGUGGUAUAUUGUCGUUGCGAAAUACAUAUUCCAGGUGAACAUAACUUGGUCAAUAAAUUCCGCGGCCCACUAUUGGGGUACGAAACCGUUCGACAAGUGAGUAUCAUCGAAUAUC
Molecule: messenger RNA, 905 nt
Organism: Vollenhovia emeryi
Lineage: Eukaryota; Metazoa; Arthropoda; Insecta; Hymenoptera; Formicidae
Product: acyl-CoA Delta(11) desaturase-like
Exons: 5
Coding region: 180-890 (236 amino acids)
Biological process (GO): unsaturated fatty acid biosynthetic process
Cellular component (GO): endoplasmic reticulum membrane
Molecular function (GO): iron ion binding; stearoyl-CoA 9-desaturase activity
Source: RefSeq, a predicted model, not a curated record